Messenger RNA from Exophiala bonariae, 486 nucleotides. RefSeq lists its product as uncharacterized. The transcript has a single exon. The record is from RefSeq and is a predicted model, not a curated record. Bases 1 to 486 code for a protein of 161 amino acids. Lineage: Eukaryota; Fungi; Ascomycota; Eurotiomycetes; Chaetothyriales; Herpotrichiellaceae.
AUGGAUCUGGACGAAACAAUGACCACAUCCACCAGCUCCACGCCAUCCGCAGCUGCAGAUGCAUUCGAUGACGAUAACUUGUUCCCCGAUUCCCGUGCCAGCGCCCGUGCCCUCACUCCAGUAAAUGACCAUCUCAAUGCCGCGGCUCCAGGCGAACUGUCUCCUCCGCGUUCUCAACCUCGCUCCGAAGAAAGUGUGCCACAAGCCGUCCCAAAUGGUGCCGGCCAACAAGCAAACACCUCAGUCACCCGAAGUGCCGCGAAAGGUGCAGCUACGGACUCAGCACUAGCAUCAGAGACCCGCACAGAUGAUACCGCCGCAUUGUCAGCUGCAGGUGCUCUUGGCGAGCGUGAAGAACGACCAGGCUGGGGUUGGAAGAACAAGAAGGCUCAGGAAGAGAUGCAGCGUACUUGGGAGAUUGUGGUAGAUCGGGAUUUCAGUCUCAAGGAAUAUGGGGAUGUGGUCAUGUUGGGCAAAGGCACCUGA